Purpureocillium takamizusanense is the source of this 579-nucleotide messenger RNA. RefSeq lists its product as uncharacterized. Bases 1 to 579 code for a protein of 192 amino acids. The record is from RefSeq and is a predicted model, not a curated record. NCBI's taxonomy places the organism in Eukaryota, Fungi, Ascomycota, Sordariomycetes, Hypocreales, Ophiocordycipitaceae. The transcript has a single exon.
AUGGGUGACCAUCGUAUCGCCGCCGCGGCGCUUCCCGUGCCGGCCCGCCGUCCGUCCAAGCAACAAGACCAUCAUCACACGAGCAAGCGCAAAGAUCGACGCCGUACCGCAGCCAACCCUGCCGCCACCGAGAGCCGCGCCAGAGGCCUUCCGACUCAGGCUUCUCCAGCCCGCGGUGACGUUUCCAACGACUGGACCUUCGUGCAGCGUCAAGAAGACGGCGCUGCAAGCAUUCCAACCACGAGCGAUACGACGUCGAUCCAGGGCGUUGGCCCCGAAUUGAAUGCUAGCAACAUACAGCUCCACGACGAGCUCAACAAGACCAUCAGUUGGUCCUCUGGAGACAGGAUGGCCUGUCGUCGACGUUGUCGCCAAUGCCUCGAGGGCAGCGACGACGAGCACAGGAAUGUCGGCCAUCACACCUACUACGACAACAUGCACGGCGACGGCAGCGCCCUGCACAUGUGGGCUCCCGUCCCGUAUGAUACGGACGUGGCUUACAUGGGCACUUGGACCAGUGACGUCGAUGUCGGCGUGUACAAUGACGAUAUAUACGCGGGGCUGACCCAGGAUCGUUGA